GCAGAGCUACCGGGGGCGGUGCCAGGAGGAAGAGGCGGAGCUGGGCCGAAAGGGGAGGAAGGCCGCUCUGGCCCACACUUUCGGAAUUACAGAAGCCACGGGGAAACUUUCGAUUCGGUUGCGCAUGCGUCCUGAUGCAGGAGGACGGAGGAUGGCGGCGGAUGCAGGAAGGAAGCGCCGGCCGAGAGGAGGAGGAGGAGAGCAGGCCCCGCGAAGCAGCCCUGCCCUGUCCCAGCGCAGCUUCCCUGGGACAUGGUGGGGAAAGGCCGGGGAACACCGGGGCUGCAGGAGGGAUGAGUCCAGGGGGAGCCCAGGAAAUGCGGCUGCCUGGAAGGCGAUGCAUUGAGGAAGAAACGGGCGGAGACCCCGAGACGGACCUGGAGGGCGGAGGCUCCUUUGGAAGACCCCGAAAGCCCCCAAGGAUCCAGGAGGAAGCAAAGGAACAUCAAUGCCCAGAAUGCAAAAAAUCCUUCAAAAGAAAGGACUUGCUUCAAGGCCAUCUAAAAAUCCACACAGGAGGAAAACCUCACAAGUGCCUGGAGUGUGGAAACAACUUCAGUCGGAGGAGCAGCCUUUAUAGACAUCAAAGACUCUAUUUGAAGAAAUGCCUGGAGGGCGAAGGCUCCUUUGGAAGACCCCGAAAGCCCCAAAAUAUCCAGCAGGAAGCAAAGGAAUAUCAGUGCCCGGAAUGUUGGAAAACCUUCAAAAAUAAUGAAAAUCUGGAAAACCAUCUAAGGAUCCACUCAAGAAAGAAUCCAUUUGAAUGCCUGGAGUGUGGAAAGAGCUUCAACUGUAGGAGCAACUUUAAUAGACAUCAAAGGAUCCACUCAGGAGAAAAACCUUAUAAAUGCUUGGAGUGUGGAAAGAUGUUCAAUGACUUGGGAAACCUUUAUCGACAUCAAAGGAUCCACUGGAGAGAGAAGCCAGAUAAGGGUGGAGAGUCCUUCGGAAGACCUGGGAGUCCCCAAAGAAUCCUGGAGGGAGGAAAGAAAUGUCAGUGCCCGGAAUGUGGAAAAACCUUCAAAAGAAGCUACCUUUUUAAAGUCCAUCUAAUAAUCCACACAGGAGAAAAACCUUAUAAAUGCUUUGAGUGUGGAAGGAGCUUCUCUCACAAGAGCAGCCAUGAUCGACAUCAAAGAAUCCACACAGGAGAAAAACCUUAUAAAUGCUUUGAGUGUGGAAAGAGCUUUAGUCAGACGAGCAGCCUUUAUGCACACCAAACGAUCCACUCAGGAGAAAAACGUUAUAAAUGCCUGAAGUGUGGAAAGAACUUUGGCCAUAUCAGCAACCUUUAUAAACAUCAAAUGAUCCACUGGCGAGAGAAUCUGAAUAAAUGCCUGAAGGGCGGAGCGUCCUUCGGAAGACCCUGGAAUCCCCAAGGGAUCCAGGAGGAAGGAAAGACAUACCAGUGCCCGGAAUGUCAAAAAUCCUUCAAAAAAAAUCACCAUCUUCAAAGCCACCUAAUUAUCCACACAGGAGAAAAACCUCAUAAGUGCCUGGAGUGUGGAAAGAGCUUCAGUCUGAGGAGCAACCUUUAUAAACAUCAAAGAAUCCACUCCGGAGAGAAGCCAUAUGAAUGCCUGGAGUGUGGAAAGAGCUUCAGUCAGUUGGGAAACCUUUAUACCCAUCAAAGAAUCCACUGGGAGAGAAGCCAUAUGAAUGCCUGGAGUGUGGAAAGAGCUACAGACAGUUGGGAAACCUUUAUAACCAUCAAAGAAUCCACUCCGGAGAGAAGCCAUAUGAAUGCUUGGAGUGUGGAAAGGAGCUUCAGUCAGUUGGGAAACCUUUAUACCCAUCAAAGAAUCCACUUGGGAGAGAAGCCAUACGAAUGCCUUGAGUGUUGAAAGAGAUUCAGUCUGAGGAGCAACCUUUAUAAGUAUCAAAGAAUCCACACAGGAGAAAAAUCAUAUAAAUACCUGGUGUGGAAAGAGCUCUAGUGAUAGAGGCAUCCUCUAUAAACAUCAAAGGAUCCAUUUACAAAAACAGUACAAAUGCGGGGAAUGUGAAAAAUCCUUCAAAAAUAAUGAUCAUCUUCAAAGACAUCUAAGCAUCCACACUGGAGAAAAACCACAUAAAUGCCUGGAGUGUGGGAGGAGCUUCAAUCUGAGGGGAAACCUUUAUAAAUAUCAAAGGAUCCAUUGCAGAGAGAAGCCAUAUGAAUGCCUGGAGGGUGGGUGGAGGGUCCUUCGGAAGACCAGGGAGUCCCCAAGGGAUCCAGGAGGUAGAAAGGAAAUAUCAAUGCCCAGAAUGUGAAAAAUCCUUCACAGCAAAUGACCAUCUCCAAAGCCACCUAAGAAUCCACACAGGAGAGGAACCCUACAAAUGCUUUGAGUGUGGAAAGAGCUCUACUGAGCGUGGAGGCAUCCAUCGGCACCAAAUAAUUCACAUGGGAGAAAAAUGAUAAACAUGCCUGAGUGUGAGAAGAUCUUCAAUCACAAUGUGUAUCUCAGGCAUUGAGUUGAAUGGCGUAUUCAAUUUGGUCAAGUGUGAAUAAACACACUAGGAAUUUGUCCCGAGUGCACAAGCUCUUAGGGUUAAUAACAUUAAUAAACGACUUUUUCAAUUGUACAUACAAGAUGUUUCAACUGGCUGAAAUUAUACCUUUUCACAACAGAAUUACAGGACUCAUGAUGCCAUUUCCCAUGUGAACGUUCUGUUUUUAAUGUAAUGGUCAUUUCAAUGCUUGUGCUUAAUAUGGGACGUUCCUUUCCAUGUGUCUGAUGUAACUGUAAUUGAGCAGGAUGAUUUCUUCCAUGCAAUAAAAAAAAAUCUGAUUUAAAUAAAAAAAAUAUGUUAAAUUAAAAAAA
Molecule: messenger RNA, 2807 nt
Organism: Pantherophis guttatus
Lineage: Eukaryota; Metazoa; Chordata; Lepidosauria; Squamata; Colubridae
Source: RefSeq, a predicted model, not a curated record